This is a messenger RNA of Polyodon spathula (Mississippi paddlefish), 3452 nucleotides long. RefSeq names its product PC3-like endoprotease variant B. Gene Ontology annotation, molecular function: serine-type endopeptidase activity. Bases 414 to 2885 code for a protein of 823 amino acids. Gene Ontology annotation, cellular component: trans-Golgi network; Golgi membrane. NCBI's taxonomy places the organism in Eukaryota, Metazoa, Chordata, Actinopteri, Acipenseriformes, Polyodontidae. The record is from RefSeq and is a predicted model, not a curated record. Gene Ontology annotation, biological process: peptide hormone processing. The transcript is spliced from 22 exons.
UGCCGUCGCUUGCCCAACUGAUUUUAUUAUCGGGGAGUUUGUAAUGCUUCCAUUGCUUUGUAAUUUGUUGUUGUAGCUAGCUUGGCAAUUCUGUGUCGACCACAGUGCGCCGAAGCACGGAGUUUUAUGUAUGCAUUUAUUUAUUUAUUUAUUUAUUUAUUGCCUUUGUGUGUGAUGCAAACCUAGAAAAAAAAAGAGAGAAAGGUUUUAAAAUGAAUGUAUUGGUCAUGACAGCAGUUUGCAAUACACUCACUGCAGGGCAUCAACGUGUUGUGCUCUGCAGGAUCAGCUGGACUCAUUUUGCUGGCUAAACAAAUCAAUUUAUGAAACGACAAACAUGGAUGUAAAGACAAAUUGUGCCCAAGUUAGUGGAUUCUACAGUAGUUCUGAAGAAGAGGUGACACAUAAGAGAGAUGAAGAGAUGUCUGUUGUUGCUGCUGCUGCUUGGAACCAGUGUGAGGCGAUGCCUGCUAGUGUCCACCAGAGGGCACGCCAGCACUAAAUCCCAUGUAUUCUACGCAGUGGAAAUGGAGGGAGACAGCCGUGCAGCAAGAGCCUUGGCCAAACGACACGGAUUGCAGUUCAUUUCAAAGAUGGGAAACAUGGAAGGCCAUUACACAUUUAAAGACACUGUGGCUACAAGAAGCAGACAGAUGGUAGAAAGUAGACUUUCUAUGGUGCCAGAGGUAAAGUGGGUGAAACACCAGAGAGCCCAUUAUAGAGACAAGCGAGCAACAAUCUCAAGGCCAGAUGACAGGACUCGUCAUGAGCUAGCACAGAGGCAAGACGUGAUCCCCAGAGAGAUCUACAACGUCAUUAACUCUGAAGAAGGACUCAAGGACCCAUUGCUGUUUAAUGACCCAUACUGGCCCAUGCAGUGGGAGCUGUACAAUCAAGGACAAUUUGGAAGCCCUAAAAGAUUUGACCUCAACAUCAUGCCUGUCUGGAAGAGAAAUAUCACAGGGAAAGGAGUCGUGGUCACCAUUAUCGAUGAUGGGGUGGAUCAUACCAACACAGACCUGGAGACGAAUUUUGAAUACUAUGCCAGCUUUGAUCUGCGUGGUUCGCACGGCUUAUCCCAUGAUCCUAUGCCACCAAAUAAUCAAAGGAAUGGACAUGGAACCAGGUGUGCUGGAGAAAUUGCAAUGGAAGCAAACAAUUCGUUUUGUGGUGUGGGUAUUGCCUUCCACUCCAAAAUUGGUGGAAUCCGUUUGUUGGACGGUCCUGUGACUGAUUCAAUGGAAGCUACAGCUCUCACUUACAACAAUCACUUCAUUGAUAUUUACACCUGCUGCUGGGGACCUAAGGACAAUGGAAAGAAGAUGGCUGGUCCUGGAAAACUCACUGCCAAAGCACUGCGAAUGGGCUCAGAGAAGGGUCGGAAGGGAAAAGGCAGCAUCUUUGUCUGGGCUUCUGGCAAUGGAGGGAUGGUGAAUGAUCACUGUGGAGCAGAUGGGUAUGUCAGUAGUAUCUAUACUAUUGCUAUUGGAGCCAUUACCCAUUAUGGUCUCCCGGCCUUCUUCGGGGAGCCUUGCCCAGCAGUCAUGGCUGUCACGCUCACUGGAGCUAUCUAUGGAGGUGGAGAACCUCUUCCCUUGGUGACUGCCACUAAUGUAGAUGAGGGCUGUGUUACACACUUCACAGGGACGUCCAGUGCCGCGCCCAUGGCCUCCGGAAUUCUUGCCCUAGUUCUGGAAGCAAACCCAGAACUAACCUGGAGAGAUGUACAGCACCUCAUUGCCAAAACAGCCAAGAUCCCCAAUCCAAUGGAGCCGGGCUGGUGGAUCAAUGGAGGUGGCUAUCACAUCCAUGACAGGUAUGGAUUUGGCCUACUAGACGCUGGUCUGCUGGUACAGCAGGCUGUUGGGUGGAAAACUGUAAGACCACAAAGAAUCUGUUCAGAGGAAGUGAUUCUUAACCCUGCAAGAAUCCUUUCUCCCGGUGGAAGUGUGGAGGUACACGUCCAUACUGAAGCAUGUAGGGGGGGAAAAAACGCAAUCAAUGUUUUGGAACACGUUCAGCCAGUUGUUAGCAUUACCAGCGUCUGCAGAGGUGACCUCAGCAUUGACCUGCUCUCUCCCUUUGGAACAAAGUCACGGCUUCUCGGGACUCGCCACAAUGACUAUUCUGGGGCCGGCCUGAAGAAUUGGACCUUGAUGUCUGUCCACUCCUGGGGGGAAGACCCUCGAGGCAUGUGGAGCAUGAAGGUGACAGACAAUGUAAACACAGUCUUCAAAUGCUUUCGAAGUGACUUUGAACAGGCUGCCGGGACAGUUCUUAGGGUUAAAAUGAUAUUUUAUGGAACCUUCGAUCCCAAAAAGAAAUGUCACGAUAAUCAGCAUAGAAGCCUGGUUUCCAUGGGCGAAAGAUAUACAAUUAAUCUGGACAGCAAAGAGCUAAAAAGUGAUCUGUCACAGAAAGCGAUCAUUCAGGAAGAAUUUGAAAUUGAGAAUUCCAAUAAGAUUAAUGCUAAUGAUAUACCAUCUCCACACAAGAAAAAGAAUUUAAUGACUCAAAAUAAUUCUAAAUCGGUCAAAUCUUUUAAACCCAAGGAAAUGGAUGACACAGAUGGCUCUAACUUUGCACCCCACCUGAAACUGCUGUGGAAUACUCUGAGGAAUAACAUCAACUGGGUUCAGUAUAAAUCCAAGACAAGAGAACAUUCUCCUCAGUUAAAACAAAAGAAAGAGCUCCAGCUGCCUGCUGGGCCGGACGGCCCCCCACUCUCCUUCAAUGUCAGGGGGAACCUGGGGGACAUGGUGCGGACCGAGCAGGCCAGUCGACAGGAGCUCAUCAGAGCUCUCAGCACAGACCUCCGGAAGAUGCACAUGGUCAGAGAAAUGAGCAAAGCUUACAAGAAGCUGCUGGAGUACGAGAAGGAGUAGUGAGAUGACAGUGGCUCAAGGAACACUUGAAAGGGAUUCGCAUAGUUGUUCCUCGUGGUUUAGUAAUUAUAGUAAACAAUAAAUCAAGACUUGUACCACAUUGCCUUUUUUUGUCUUUGACUUUCUGUGGUUGAAAUGAAAUUGGAUCAGAGGCCAAUGCUUGGUGCAGCUAAGCUUCUAUUACUUACAAGGUGUUAUGAAUUUGCUGGGCCAUUUUGACUUCCUAACAGAAUUGAACUAUGUCAUCCAUCAGAAACGGUGUGGAAGAGUAGUCAAUGGUCAUGGCAGGAGAGUAGCAGAAAUAUCAAAUGCGGGACUCGCUCACUCAGGAAACUCACACACCAGGGGGAACACUUUCAUUUGAAAUAAUAAAUAAAAACAAAAGUUGUGACCCUUGCAACAUCCACCCCAGUACAUCACUGACAUCACUGAUACCUGCUGUCCUAGAAGCCCAGGUUGAACUGACUCUGGCAAUAAAUACAUGUGGACUGGUUAAAAUGGCAAUACAUUUACCAAUUUAGCCUGGCCAUAUAUUUUCAUUGAUAUUUGUUUUUUAAAUACAAUACU